Molecule: messenger RNA, 3230 nt
Organism: Linum trigynum
Lineage: Eukaryota; Viridiplantae; Streptophyta; Magnoliopsida; Malpighiales; Linaceae
Source: the annotation of a GenBank genome assembly
UUACCUGCUCUCACCCCAGGUAAUUGAAAUUGACUCAAAACGGAUCAAUUCAAAAUACCCUGGUCCGAUCCAAACAUUAAUUUGAUCCGGUGCACACCCCUACUAAUAAAAACUAAAUUAGCUUUGCCUUACUUGCCAACAUGACAGAUAAUUCAGCCUGCAAGUAUUAUCAAGUCCCAACUAAUUCCUUGUUUAGGUGGGCAAAAGGAGGAAGAAAUAUUAAUCAAUAUAGCACGUGAAAAUGUUCCAAGUAUUUACCAAAAUAAGAAAUGUUCUAGUUUUUCAACAAGCAACCAAACAAGGCAUAAUCUCCCUGUUUCAAUUAAUUAAAUGGCUGCUUCCAUGCCCUAUCCACAAGUUGAAUAAUUGCAUUGCCUUCCUUUUAAAGCUAACGAGGAAGAUGACUGUGAGAGGCCAAACUUUGACAAAUAAAACUCCCAAGAGGUUGUCAACCCAAGUAGACUCGUCAGUUGGCCCACUUUGAUCCUGACCCGAUGAGAAAUAUGAGUUGUAUAUAUUUGUCAGAUCGAUCGUUGCAAGGUAUCGGGUUAGAUGUUAAAUUGUGUCAUUUUUUUCUUUAAUUAGAGAAAUGAGCCUAUUUUUCCUGUUUUGUUUUUCGCUUAACCCAAUCUUGAGAAUUCUAAGUUGAACAUUUGAAUAUUGAAGUUAUAUAAGUGUGUGUAAAUUUUCACUAUGUAUUGGAUCCAAAUACGCCAUGUUAUUUUAGUGUAAUAGUAUAUGUCAUUACUCAUAUAUUAUAUAAGAUUUUAUAUAAUUUAUAAAUGUAUGAACAAUAUAAUUACUUUUUUUAUAUAUCCGUACUAACACGAUCGAACCAGUAACUUUCAACUCACUUACUCGACGUGGCCAACGGGCUAAAACCGGUUCGACAACCUUCCCAACAACAUUCAUGUCCCCAUCAUUUCUCCGUUGACUAUUGAAAUCUUGGGCCGAUGUGCAAGCUUCCUAAAAAAAACUCCCUCGAUUCCCAUGUUUUACAUAGAUUAUGUUCCAAUUCGCUAUAUAUUUGCUUAUUUAUUUCAGCCACGAUGUGUGUAUAUAGCAAGAGCUUUUCCAUGCUUCUACAGUUACCAAAUAUGAAGAUCAUCCAGCAGGCAAUGGCGGCCCUGGUGUUUGCUCUGCUUCUGAUCGCUCUGCCCAGACCAUCAACAGCUUCAUCCGUCAUCGUCAUAGGCGCCGGAAUGUCAGGGAUUUUCGCUGCAAAGACGUUGUAUGAAGCUGGAGUAACGGACAUUGUGAUACUGGAAGGCAGCUCAAGGAUCGGCGGGCGAAUGAUGAAGGCAGAGCUCGGCGGUUACACCGUCGAAACGGGCGCGAAUUGGUACAACACCGGAGGGCCUCUGCAGAAUGUUGUAGCUUCUCUAGCCAACAAGACGAAGCUCAGAUCUUCUCGCAAUGACAACCUCAACAUGUCAGCAAACACCUACGGACAAGAAGGAAGUUUGUACCCCAAGCAAUUGGUGGAACAAGUCCAGAAGGUUUCCUCCGAUAAGGAAAGUUUCUACGAAAGGUAUUCUGCAGUACUGAGUUCCAUUUCCAAAGCCGAGGGAGUCGACAUUGAUGUGUCCGUCUGGAAGCGCAGAGGCUGUUUGGAAAGUAAGCAAACAUGUCUUGAUUUGGUUAUCUUAUUGGACAGUCAUGUCGAUUACAGAGUGAUAAUGAGUUGCUUGCCUCCUCUGUUUUUUGGGGGGGACAGUGUUCCAUCGAGUUCACUAGAAAUGGUGAUAGACUACUUCAACAAUGAUUACGAAGAUGGAGAUCCCCCCAUGGUUUCAAGCUUGAAGCACACAUACCCUCGUCGCGAGGCCAUGGACCAUGGCGACGUGACCAAUUUCGUGUGUGAUCCGAGAGGGUUCGAGGUUUUGGUUCAGGAUCUUGCAUGCCAGUUCGUCAACCGUAGCAGCAAGCACUCCAAGCUCUUGCUCGACAAGGUUGUUAAGGAGAUAUUCUACACGACAAACAGAGGAGUCAGGGUCGAAACAGAGGAUGGGUCUGCUUACCAAGCUAAGUACGCCGUCGUGUCUGUCAGCCUCGGCGUGCUUCAGAGUAACCUCAUCCGCUUCGCUCCGACCUUACCCCGGUGGAAGACGGAUGCGAUAUCGCGCUUCGACAUGGCGGUGUACACCAAGAUUUUCUUGAAAUUCCCUUACAGGUUCUGGCCCGCCGGUCCUGGAACAGGGUAUUUUUUCUACGCCCACGCUCGUCGCGGAUACUAUCCAGUAUGGCAGCAUCUGGAGAACGAGUAUCCAGGGUCGAACAUACUAUUCGCCACGGUAACUGGGGACGAGUCGAGAAGGAUCGAGAGAUUGCCGGACGAAGAUGUACAGAAAGAGGCCAUGGAUGUGCUGAGAAAGAUAUACGGGAAUGGGAUUCCGGAGCCAGAAAGGAUCUUGGUGCCGAGGUGGGCGAUGGACAGGUUGUAUAAAGGAAGUUACUCGAACUGGCCAAAUGGUUACACCAAAGCCAAGCACGACCAACUUCGGGCUCAGGUGGGUUCUGUUUAUUUUACUGGGGAGCACACCAGCAGUAAAUAUUUUGGUUACCUGACUGGAGCUUACUUAGGAGGAAUCGACACUGCUAAAGAUUUAAUAAAAUCCAUCAAGGCUGAACGAGGAAUGACAUUAUCUCGCAAAAGUAUUGUGGAUAUCAGAUUUGAAAAAUGAUGAUUGUACGGUGCGACAAUUAUUGAAUUUCAGAAAUAUGUUGAUUGCGGUUUAAAUUGUACGGUGGAUUUUUUUUAUUAUUAUCCGGAAGAAACUAACUUUACAACUCCAUUAACGGUAAGACGGCAGUCUUAAUUACUAAAUUGAAUUCGAUUUACUUUUUUUAUUUUACACUUUUGUGAGACAGUUUGAACGAGUCGGCGGUAGACUCUUGGAUGGACGACAUGUAUUUGAAUUCGUUUAUAACUUGUGAUAAAUUUAGUUUAAUAUGUGAUGCCUUUUAUGUCAUUAUAUCGUAUGAACGGUUCCAUCAACAACGACACUAUAGCGAUUAAUCGCUAAAUCAUAAACAACUAAUUACUUUUUUGAUUAAGCGACGACUCAUAUGGUUAUGAAUACAGGAUAAGAUCAUUACAUGUACUUUGAUGAGCUCCGAUCAAUUCCAACGGUCAAUUAUUCUUUUAUCUUAAAUUGAACUUCGAAUUUAACCGUUUGAGUUUAGAUAAUCGGGACCCAGAGUUUAUUCAUUAAAAGUUAGCGUAUAGU